GAAGGAAGAAGCGAGCGAGCGAGUCAGGGAGCUGCGGGCGCCAGUGCGCACCGCCUCGCUGGCUCUUUCCCCUCCCUCUGGCUCGGCCCGGCCGCCCCAUGGAGUGCAUCGCCCGGCGGGGCCUUUCUCCUCUCCUCCUCUAGCCGAACAGCCUCUUCCUCCUCAUCCUCUUCCUCCUCCUUCUCCUCCGCUCGCUGGGCCGCCAUGGGCGACGUGAUCUCGGCGCACCUGGACGAGAACCGGCGCCAGUUCAUCGCAGGGAAGACAGACAAGAUCCUCACGGAGUUUAGCCACUUCUACCAGGAACAAUAUGGCAUUGCCCUGUUUAACAGCGUCCGCUUUGAGAUUGAAGGGGGAACUAGUCCACAAGCCCAACUAUUGCAUCGCAAGGUACCUCUGGAGGACCGGGUCAUCUUCUCCGGCAAUCUCUUCCAGUACAUAGAGGAAAACAAGAAGUGGAGGAACCGUUUCAGCGUUGUACCCCUCAAUUAUGGGGUGGUGCUCUACGAGAACAAACUGGCCUAUGAAAGGGGUCUACAACCCCGAAUUCUCGUCAACAGUGCUGGCUACAAGGUCCUCACCUCCCUGGACCAAUAUUUGGAAUUGCUCAGCAAUAACUUAACAGGUCCCGCCUCCAAGUCAAGCAAUGCUGCCAGUCAUCCCAAGUGUCCCACUCAGUUCCCCAUCAUCCUGUGGCAUCCUUAUGCCCGCCAUUAUUACUUUUGUGUGAUGACCGGCAAGGAGCAGGAGAAGUGGCAGGCCAUUUUUCAAGAUUGUGUGCGUCACUGCAACAACGGAAUCCCAGAAGAGUCCAAAGUGGAGGCGCCGGCAUUCACCGACGCCGUGCGGAUGUAUCGCCAGUCCAAGGAGCAAUACGGCACCUGGGACAUGCUUUGCGGCAACGAAGCUCAGGUCUUGAGCAAUCUGGUGAUGGAGGAGCUGCUGCCUGAGCUGAAGAAUACGAUUGGCCCCCGGCUGAAGGGCAAAGAGCAAGAGAGGCAAAGGGCCUGGAUUCAGAUCUCUGAUGCGGUGUACAGAAUGGUCUGUGACCAGGCAACAGCCCAUUAUGACUCAUCAGUGGCCAGAUGUGAGCUUCAGAUUCCUGAAAUGAAGAGCAUCAUCCGGACAGAUAUGGAUCAGAUCAUCCAAUCCAAGGAACAUCUGGCAAACAAAAUCCGAGCCGUUGUCUUCUCCAAAGCUGAGGUCUGUGUCCGGAAUCAUGUCCAACCAUACAUCAGUUCCAUCUUGGAAGCCCUGAUGAUCCCCACCAGCCAGGGCUUUGCUGAAGUUCGGGAAGUCUUUUUCAAGGAAGCCACUGACAUGAACAUGAAUAUUGUCAAUGAAGGAGGGACAGAGAAGCUGGGAGAGUACAUGGAGAAACUUUCUCAGCUAGCUUUCCACCCUGUGAAGAUGCAAUCAUGCUAUGAAAAGAUGGACCAGUUGAAGCUGGAAGGUCUCCAGCAGAGGUUUGAUGUCUCCAGUGCCUCCGUGUUCAAGCAGCGGGCCCAAAUCCUGAUGAGGCAGCAAAUGGAUGACACCGUCUACACUUUUGAGACUCUUCUACAUCAGGAGCUGGGGAAGUCGUUGAGCAAAGAUGAACUCUGCAAGACCAUUCAGCGCAUCCUGGAACGGGUGCUCAAGAAAUACGAUUACGACAGCAGCACGGUGAGGAAGAAAUUUUUCAGGGAAGCUCUGUUGCAAGUCACUGUCCCUUUCCUGCUGAAGAAGCUGGCUCCCACUUGCAAAGGGGACCUCUCAAGAUUCCAGGAGCUGAUUUUUGAGGACUUUGCCCGCUUCAUCCUGGUGGAAAACACAUAUGAAGAGGUGGUCCUGCAGUCUGUGAUGAAAGAUAUCAUGAUGGCUGUGAAAGAGGCAGCCGUCCAGAGGAAGCACAACCUGUACCGCGACAGCAUUGUGAUGCAUAACAGCGACCCCAACAUACAUUUGCUUGAUGAGGGGACGCCCAUCAACUGGGGAGAGGAGUAUGGUGGUGAAUCAGACGUAGACCCUUUGGACGAGAAGCAGCACCGGGCCAAGCAGGUUGUCUCCAUGAUCCACGUGGAUGAAAGCGCUCUGCCCUGUGAAGUUGGCUCUUUGGAAAGAUCUCCAGAUGGCUCAGAACCAGAGAAGUCCGACCGCUGUCCUAGUCCUCAGACACAGGAUUCCUCUGAGCCUGUGAAGGAGCUCCGUACGUUGCUGGUGAAAGAGGUGGAGAUCCCAAUUCCAGAUGACCAUAAGGCUGAGGAACAAUUACACAACGGUACUAUUACACAAGAGAGCGGAGGAACCCCGGAGCCCAGGAAGAAGGAGACCUCUCAAGCAGAAAAUGGUUGUACCACAGAAUCCUCCACAGAGCUCCAUAGAGAGAAACAGGAAGCCCCAGCCCCUUCCCCAGUUGCCCCCACACAACUCCCAGCUCCAGAUGGAGGAAUCCAAGCAGAAUGCCCGGAACCCGCCAAUAAAGAGACAGGCGAGGAACAGGUCUCUGCUCAAGCCAGCAAGGUAGAAGCAGAGAUCCCAGUGGAGAACAGCCCCAAGGUCACAGAUGAAAGCGAAGGGGUGCAGACUCAGUUCUAGAUCAGCCUCCCCCUUGGAAGAGGAUUCCUCAUGGCCAGAUAAACACUAACAAACUGGGGGCCCUGUAGGAUGAGAAGGACAAAAGCAAGUUGAUCCAAGGACAGUGUAGGACCAUCUUCAGCUGUAGAUGCCCUUGAUUCUUCUGGAGAAGUUCUGCCUUUGGAGGAGGGGGAGGGAAGGAAGGAAUUGCAAGGGAGGAACCCCAGAAUGCACAUUCUACAUCUCUUGGGUCCAAGGUGAUUUUUUUUCUAGCCUUUUCUUGUGUUUCCCACAAACAGGCGCACACACUAGUUCUCCUGACUCAACGUUGUGUGGUUGGUUUGGGUGUUAUGGAGAAGGGACUUCACCUUAGAUGCUAACAAAUGCCUGGAGGGUUGGAAGAGAGAGAAGCCAUGGUGUUUCCCCAUCUUGAUCCAGACUGGUACUAAUUUGACUUUUUGACCCGUAACUUGGUUUUGAUGUUUCAUCCCUUUGCCUUCGUCUAACCAUGGAUGGUAGAAGGCUCUUUCUCCUGUUUGGGGCGGGGGUGGUCAUUUCUUCUCCUCACCAAUGUUCACAAUUAGGAACGGUUCUCUCUUAACUUCUUCUUUUCUGGGCCCUCCUAUUCCAGAUGAUUUUAGCAAACCAUCCUAGAAUUGAUGUGGGAGGUGGUCAAAUUGCGUUCUUCUCCCCCCCUCCCUGCACCAAUCUCAGUCCAAAGUUACGCAGAGAUGGAAAGCCCUAGUUCCAGGAGAAAGUAAGUUGACUUUUAGAAACAUGUGGAUGUGGGUUAGAGAAAGUGGUGUGUGCUGUUGAAGGCUUGCUGGUGUUGGAACAGACCAGCAAAAGUUGACAGAUAAGACAAGACUAAUAUAGGAAUUUAAGUUAUUUCAGUGGGGACCGCUGGCUGAGAUGUCUUAUGUCUGAACCGGUCAGCCAAGGAUGCACCAUGAAAACAAAUAACCAGUAUAUGCCAUGCUAAUGUAGGAUCGUUCAUGAGUUGGUUAUCUUGGUCUGCUCAGGUAUCCUUGGUUUACCUGCACAGAUGCUCUGCUGAGUGAAUGUUUGUUUUUCUGUGUAUUUCCCCUCUCUUCCCAGGGAAGCAAAGCAGCAGAAUAAUCUUAGAAGCAGCCAGCAGAGAUCCUAUAAAAGGACCCUAUAAAGAGAGAUCCUAUGUGCGCGAGUCUUCAGCCUAGUGGGAAGUCAUUGAGGUUGCAAUUUUUUUUUUUUAAAUGCACUUGGUGUGGUGGCAGUUAACAAUUUUUUGGGGGGACACAAAAGGGAAAACGGUAUUACUUUUAGCUUCGGCAGUUUCUGGAAAGUUAUGUUUAGCAACUCAGUCGUGUUCUUGCAGGGAUGAUGUAAGAUCACUGGCGUUCUUUCAAUAGGACCUCAUUCCCUGUCAAUUUAGGAGUCCCUGUUGCUUGCGUGACAUGGGCAAAAGUGAAAUAAAAGGUAGGGAUUCAGGAGAAUCCCAUCCUGCCUUUAUAAACAGAGUGUAUUUUCCUCUCUUCUACCUAAACCUGUGAAGUGGAUUGAAAGUUGGAAGCUACCCUGAGCUUCCAACUUCCAGCAAUGGAUUUAUUAAAUACCAAUCUAAUCCACAUUUAUACACAUAGACACACCUCUACUACUCAUCCAUCUACUCAUCCAUCACUGGAGAACUUCAGAGAAUAUGGUUGGGCUUUUGGUUUUUCACCUCCUUGAAGGACCAAGUUUUAUUCUUGUUCAACUUCAAGUUCCAUCUUGAGAACUUCAGUCAACCCCUAAGUCAUAGUGAGCCAGGAACCUGGCAACAUCUGGAUGGUUUCUGUUCUGAAGGAGAUGUUGGUAUAGUUCAACUUGGAUUCUUCUCGACACUUACUAAUAGCGAAGGGUGGCUUCUUCUGUCUUCUGGGAAAGCCAUAGUCCCCUUCCAAGUUAGCGAUGAAGGUUUCUGUCUUAAGAAUCUCCACGUUGACUGGAUCGAUUGAUGAACGGGCCUACAAGAAGUAAUUUCCCCAAGGCCUUCACCCCCAUAAGAUGGAAAAUAACUCUCUCCUUGUUGAUUUUUCUCCUUCUUCUCCUCUGUUUUCAUGGAUGGGAAGUACAAAAUAUGGGUGCCUCGUCACGUGCUUCGCCCUGAGUCAGUCCGGAUCUGCUGGCAGAAGAUUGCUCUUUUGAGAGGGCUUCCAUAAUCUCAAAAUAAUAAUAAUAAUAAUGAUUGAAAUUCAACUUCUAGGAAAUUGUGGUGCCAACUGAGGAAGGGAGCCCUUUUCAAACCAGGCAGAUGAUCUUCAUUAGAUCCAGAAAUAGGAAGACUCUUUGGGAAAUUGCCCAUGAUCCAAACAUCUCAACACUGCCCACCUCAUCCUGAUUUGCUGCUGUAACGUUCCAAUUUCACCCUGUUUUUUUUUUAAUAUUUGUAGUCAUUCCUCUUUGAAAUGAUUGUGGAGAGUGAGAAAGAGAGGAGAAAACACUCACUCGGAUUUUAUAUUUUGUCCUCUUUUAAUGCCUUCUGGUUAGGAACCAAAGCUUCUUUUCCUCCUGUUUCUCUCUCUCAACGAAGAUAGUAUAUAUUGCAAAUCUUAUACCAAAUGUUUAAGAGAAUGUGCUUAUAUAUAUUAAUAAAAAAAAUCAGCUUUAUUUAAUGCUA
This is a messenger RNA of Crotalus tigris (Tiger rattlesnake), 5191 nucleotides long. It is a transcript of the gene NIBAN2, whose product is annotated as niban apoptosis regulator 2. Lineage: Eukaryota; Metazoa; Chordata; Lepidosauria; Squamata; Viperidae. The coding region runs from base 205 to 2577 and encodes 790 amino acids. The transcript is spliced from 14 exons. The record is from RefSeq and is a predicted model, not a curated record.